AUGUAAAUUCAGUAAAAGGAAACGCCCAUGUUGACGUCAUCUUGUUAAAGUUCUCCUUCUGGUCCGCACAUGUGCUAUAUAAGCUAGGACUCCGCGCCUCAAACUUUAUUCAUUCAAUUCUCAACCAGCAGGAUGUCGGGACGCGGCAAAGGAGGAAAAGGUCUCGGUAAGGGCGGAGCCAAGCGGCACAGGAAGGUGCUCCGUGAUAACAUCCAGGGCAUCACUAAGCCUGCAAUCCGCCGUCUAGCUCGCAGGGGAGGUGUGAAGCGUAUCUCCGGCCUCAUCUAUGAAGAGACUCGCGGUGUCCUGAAGGUUUUCCUGGAGAACGUCAUCCGUGACGCCGUCACCUACACCGAGCACGCCAAGAGGAAGACCGUCACCGCUAUGGACGUCGUGUACGCCCUCAAGCGCCAGGGCCGCACUCUUUACGGCUUCGGAGGUUAAUUCUGCUUCUACUCGGCUCCAUCUCAUCAA
This is a messenger RNA of Hyla sarda, 474 nucleotides long. Its product is annotated as histone H4. The record is from RefSeq and is a predicted model, not a curated record. Gene Ontology annotation, molecular function: structural constituent of chromatin; DNA binding; protein heterodimerization activity. Gene Ontology annotation, biological process: nucleosome assembly. Lineage: Eukaryota; Metazoa; Chordata; Amphibia; Anura; Hylidae. The coding region runs from base 133 to 444 and encodes 103 amino acids. Gene Ontology annotation, cellular component: nucleosome. The transcript has a single exon.